Formica exsecta is the source of this 1779-nucleotide messenger RNA. It is a transcript of the gene Ant, whose product is annotated as ADP,ATP carrier protein 2. Lineage: Eukaryota; Metazoa; Arthropoda; Insecta; Hymenoptera; Formicidae. Gene Ontology annotation, biological process: mitochondrial ADP transmembrane transport; mitochondrial ATP transmembrane transport. The transcript has 4 exons. Gene Ontology annotation, molecular function: ATP:ADP antiporter activity. Gene Ontology annotation, cellular component: mitochondrial inner membrane. The record is from RefSeq and is a predicted model, not a curated record. Bases 134 to 1036 code for a protein of 300 amino acids.
GAGCGAUCUCUGCCUCGCUCACUCGUCGUCCGGCGCGCGUCCGAAACGUUUAGACAUCAGGGGUUUCUCCUCUCUCUCUCUAUCCUUUACGUUACCCGUAUCUCACCGACACACACGCACCCAACACCUCACGAUGUCUGGUCUCGCGGAUCCCGUGGCGUUCGCAAAGGAUUUUAUCGCCGGCGGUGUGGCCGCGGCGAUUUCCAAGACUGCCGUCGCGCCCAUCGAGCGCGUCAAAUUGUUGCUGCAGGUACAGCACAUCUCCAAGCAGAUAGCCGAGGAUCAGCGUUACAAGGGUAUGAUCGAUUGUUUUGUUCGCAUCCCAAAAGAACAAGGAUUCCUUAGUUACUGGCGUGGUAAUUUUGCCAAUGUGAUCAGAUAUUUCCCAACGCAGGCUUUGAACUUUGCUUUUAAAGACAAGUAUAAGCAGGUUUUCCUUGGUGGUGUUGAUAAGAACACUCAGUUUAUGCGUUAUUUCCUUGGGAAUCUCGCAUCUGGUGGUGCUGCAGGAGCUACAUCUUUGUGCUUUGUCUACCCACUUGACUUUGCCAGAACUAGGUUGGCUGCUGAUGUAGGCAAGGCUGGUGGCGGACGUGAGUUUUCAGGAUUGGGAAACUGCUUAACUAAGAUCUUCAAAACUGACGGGCUCACCGGUCUAUACCGUGGCUUUGGCGUCUCAGUGCAGGGUAUCAUUAUUUACCGUGCGUCUUACUUUGGUUUCUAUGACACUGCCCGUGGUAUGUUGCCAGACCCCAAGAAUACUCCAUUCCUUGUCUCAUGGGGUAUUGCCCAGACCGUAACUACUGUAGCGGGUAUUGUGUCCUAUCCCUUUGAUACAGUACGUAGACGUAUGAUGAUGCAGUCUGGCCGUGCCAAGACUGAUAUUCUGUAUAAAAACACUCUCCACUGUUGGUCCACUAUUUACAAAACGGAGGGUGGCAAUGCUUUCUUCAAGGGCGCAUUCUCCAACGUUCUCCGUGGUACCGGCGGUGCGCUCGUACUCGUGUUGUAUGAUGAGAUCAAGAAUCUUCUUUAAAGCGCUAAAACGAUCCUCGUCUCAUUACUUUCACAAUCACAAACAUCGUCAUUAUUAUCCAUACCAUCCGAUUUGAUAGCGAUUCCCAGAGACAGAACACUUGCUGUCGGUAACAUGAACAAGUAAUUCAGGCCGAGGACGUUCGACGUAGCAGCUCGUAAAAUGCAUGAAACUCGGCAAAAAUUGUAAACGUAAAAAAAUAGAAGAGAAUCUGCUUAACUUAUUGCCGGAUUCAGUAUUUUCUUGCAGCGGUUGACAUUACGCGUAUUUUCAUAUUCUAUUAUCGUAAAAAUGACGAAGAGACAAAUAUAAUCGCGGAGGUAUCGCGAACACCUGUUACCUGGAAAACGUUCCACACAUGCGCGUUGAAAUAAAUAGACCGGUCAGGAUAUUAAGUAUUGAAAGUAAUAAUUUCCUAGAGAAUCGAGUCAGCGCACGCGAAAUCGAUGAGAGAGGGGGACACGCGACGAAAUAUCACGACGAUGGCGGGGCGUGUAGCCUGGGCCGCCCCCCGCCCUUAUUCUCGGCCCGUUGUAGAUAAUUCAUAAUUCAUAAUUAAUAAAAUAUCAUUUUAAUGGUAUCAGCCAGUCCAUUAAAUUUUGAUGGACGAUAAUUUAAUUUCGCACUCCAGACAAUUAUGUAUAAGAUGAAGAACGGUUACUCAGAAUGCAUGCAUCUAAUCUGUUCAUGUUAGGAUGCAUGCAGGGAAAGCAGCAAAUCAAUAAAAACGAUAUAAAAUUUCA